CUAAUCAAUCCCUUUACCUGUUUUUCAAGUUACAUGAGGCCAAAGGUUUAAAUGGUUAGGGUUUAAAUGAGGAUGAGAAAUGGGAGGAUGAUAAAAAGGUUAAGAAACAGGGUACUGUGGGAAAAACAAGAGGUGAAGGAAUGAUAAAAAGGUUAGAAAAAAGGGUAGAAUGGAAAAGUUUAGGGGUGAACUUUGAGAGGGUGUAGGUGAACUUAGAAGACAGAUCAAGUGGGAGAACAAGUGGUUGAAACUAGAAUUGAAAUGCAUUCUUGAUACAAAGAAUUGCUGGGGAUGAAUAGAUGGUCCAGGAUAUUUAAUCCCAAAUUUAAUUUUUGCGACAAUUAUAAGGUUCAAUCUAUUUAUGAUUAGGAAUUAAAAGAAUCAAUGAUAGUGAUAAUCCUAUCACAAUAAUCAAGAUAUCAUAUAUACUUGGAAACCAUCUAUGAAACUUUCAUAGAUGUAAAAUCAUGACUCUAGUUGACUAUUGAUUAAAUCCACUAAAUGUGAAAAGCAACAGUUUUUACUUGAUCUAGACACAACCAUAUUCUCAAGAGACUUACAUGAGCCAAUAACCAUAUUCUGCUUUCAUGUUUUUAAUGUAGCAUCUUAUGCUACUUAGGAAAUCACUUCAAAGCUAUAUGAGGCAUGCGGAUUGGCACACCACAUCGCCUUUUGAUCAAAUGUACUUUCAAGAUUAGUCUUGAAAGAUAGUUGAGAGUUAGAGUUCAAGGCAAAGUAAUAACAAUAUAUUUCAAUUAAGCACAUGUGUCCACUCAUAAAGAAUUAGCCUCAGAUAUUUAUGGACGCUUUUUUUGUGUUUGCAAGGUAAAUUAGUGAAUAGGGAGGUAGAUGACAAGGGAGCGUGUAUGGUCAUGAAGGUUGACAAAUUUUCAGUUAAAACUUUCUAUGAUGGGAUGGUUCAAAGGGGUUUAGAAUCUUUCUCGGAAAUGGUUAUUUGAAAUUCUUGGGCUCUAAUAAAAGUGAGUUUUUUCAUUUGGGAAGCAACAUGGAAAGGAAUUUCAACUAUGGACGUCUUGAAGAGGAGAGGGUGGACAUCAGUGAAUAGAUGUUUUCUAUGCAAAGGCGAGGAGGGAUCUUGCGAUCACAUCCUUCUUCAUUGUUCUAAGGUAUCCCACAGACUGGAUGACUUAAAGCUUCAUGAAUCUCUUCAAUCACUGGUUGAUUCAAUACUGGAUUUGAUGGAAAAGUGUCGUCAGUUUGCUAUGUUGGAUGAGGUUUCAGUGAAAGCAUUAGAAAAGUCAAUGCCUGAUGAAGGCAAUGGAUCUCAUUGUGACGAAGAUCAUUUUUUGUACACACAGCAUGAAGCUGGUCAUUUUCUAGUUGGCUACUUGCUCGGGGUUCUUCCACGAGGAUAUGAAAUACCAAGCAAAGAAGCUUUAAGGCAAGAUAGAUUUGCUGCAGGGAGAGUGGAGUUUGUGGGAUUUGAGUUCCUUAGAGAAGUUAGAACAACAGAGAUAGUAGAGAAAAAAUUCAGUAAAGGGAAAUCCAAAAAAGGCAAAAUUUCUUCCAAGACCUUAAACAGGUUUUCAUGUGUAAUAGUAGCAGGAUUGAUAGCAGAGUACCUAGUAUUUGGAUACUCUGAAGGGCUUCAUUCUGAUGUUGAACAGCUGGACGAAGUGCUCAAGUGGCUGGGCUUCUCAGAGAGUGAAGCUUACUCCCAAAUGAAAUGGGCUGUACUGAAUACUGUUUUGAUAUUGAGUCGUCACCAUGAAGCUAGAUUAAGACUGGCAAAGGCCAUGGCAUUGGGAAAACCAGUAGGCUACUGUAUUGAUACAAUAGAGAAUGUUAUAAAGGAAGUAAUUUAGGAUAUAGAUCGACUUUACAUUAUCACAAGGAAGAUGAAGAAAUGAAUGUCUCAAAGAUUGAGGUGGAACCAAGGAAGCCAGGCAUUUGGUAUUGACUAAUGAAAAUCACAAACAGGCAGAGCCAUCAGCCAUCGUUUGUGUAGGUUUGAUUACCCUCCCUGCUGUUUAAUAUAUCAGAUAACUAAAAAAUUUCUCCACUCCAAUGGUUAAAUAUGGUAGAUCUCCCAUUGUAACUUGAUAGAUGGAUUAUUGCUACAUUGCAUUUGGGGGGUUGGCUACUCAGACUCGAGCUCACAUAAACUUCUAUUCUGAGUUGUGCAUGCCUGUUCCUGACCAGUCCCAGAUUGUGGGCAAGAAAUUUCCUUCAUGGCAUGAUUGCAAUGAUGAAGAAUAAACAUUCACAAUUUUCACUU
Molecule: messenger RNA, 2239 nt
Organism: Vitis riparia (riverbank grape)
Lineage: Eukaryota; Viridiplantae; Streptophyta; Magnoliopsida; Vitales; Vitaceae
Exons: 9
Coding region: 1026-1826 (266 amino acids)
Biological process (GO): proteolysis
Molecular function (GO): ATP-dependent peptidase activity; ATP binding; metalloendopeptidase activity
Source: RefSeq, a predicted model, not a curated record